This is a messenger RNA of Leptidea sinapis, 2427 nucleotides long. RefSeq lists its product as uncharacterized. The record is from RefSeq and is a predicted model, not a curated record. The transcript is spliced from 3 exons. The coding region runs from base 307 to 1785 and encodes 492 amino acids. NCBI's taxonomy places the organism in Eukaryota, Metazoa, Arthropoda, Insecta, Lepidoptera, Pieridae.
AAGGUAUACGAAGUCAACAUAGAAUGCUUUGUAUUAUCUAAAAUAAGUACUAAGCUACCAUCAACUUAUGUUGACACAAGGAGCUUUCAAAUACCCACUGGCAUUCGUCUUGCCGAUCCUACUUUCAAUUGUCCGUCUUCAGUCGACAUCUUAGUUGGCGCAGAAAUAUUUUGGGAAAUUUUAAGCGCGAAUCGUAUCAGUUUAGGAAAGAACAAACCUUCUUUAUUUGAAUCUAAGUUAGGCUGGUUGAUUUCCGGCUUAUUUAUAAACUCAAAUCAUAAUAAUGACUCUUCUUCUCCCGUGUGCAUGUUUUCAGACAACACACUAUCAGAUUUGUCUCGAUUCUGGGAGCUUGAUACUAUUUCUUCAAAACACAAACUCACUCCCGAAGAGAAGCGCUGUGAGCAGAUAUUUGCGGAUACCACGUAUCGAGAAUCUGAUGGUCGUUUCGUGGUGACUCUACCCCUCAAAGAGCCACCCACCAUUCUAGGUGACUCUUACAACAUGGCCAGGCAUAGGUUUAUCUCUUUAGAACGUAGAUUACAAAAAAAUCCAAUUCUUCAGAAACUCUAUUUUGACUUCAUGCGUGAGUACAUAGAGCUAGGUCAUAUGACUGAAAUUAAUUCUUUUGAUUGGAACUCUACAGAGCCAUCUUAUUACUUGCCACAUCAUGGAGUCAUGAAGGAGUCGAGUUCCACUACGAAACUGCGUGUCGUAUUUGACGCGUCUGCAGUUACUACGUCGGGAAAGUCUUUCAACGACAUCCAAAUGAUAGGAGCCACUCUUCAAGACGAUUUACAAUCGAUUCUUCUUCGAUUCCGCCAGCAUAGAAUUGCAGUGUCAGCGGACAUUCAGCAAUUCUAUCGACAGCAUCUUGUCACUUCUCCACAACGAUGUCUGCAGCAGAUACUAUGGAGAGAAAGCCCUAGGACACCGUUGAAAACAUACGUACUUAAUACAGUCACCUACGGUACGGCAUCUGCACCUUUUCUCGCAACUAGGUGUCUGUUACAACUCGCGCAUGAUUGCAAGAACAAGGCCAUUCAAUUUACAAUCGAACAUGAUUUUUAUGUUGAUGACUAUUUAUCAGGGUCAUCAUCUGUCGAAGAGGCUAUACAUCAAUGUCAUGAAGUUAUCGCUGUCUUGCAAUCAGCGCAGUAUAAUCUGCGUAAGUGGCAUCCUAAUUCCGUGGAAGUCAUGCAGCACUUUCAUGGAAUUAAUUGUGAUACACAAGGCUCUGUUGAUCUAAGCUACAACUUUAACGAGAUUUCUAAAACAUUAGGCCUCAACUGGAAAUUAUUUAAUGACACAUUUUCUUUUACAAUUAAUUUAAAGCACACUGACAUUAUUUCAAAACGACACAUUUUAUCUACGAUUGCACAAAUAUUUGAUCCCUUAGGUCUUGUAGCACCAUGCAUCGUGGAAUCUAAAAUUAUCAUGCAACAGUUGUGGUUAGCUAAAUGUACUUGGGACGAACCUGUUUCUGAAGACAUACAAAGGUCUUGGGAGAGUUUUCAAAAUACUCUUCCAUUGUUAAACAACAUAGAGAUUCCACGUUGGAUUUCAUGUGACUCUCCUAUAAAACUGCAAUUGCACGUGUUUACAGAUGCGUCUGAGCGAGCUUACGGUGCCUGCGUCUUCGUGCGCAGCAUACAUGCCGAUGGCUCUGUUCACGUUCAUCUACUUAGUUCCAAGAGCAAGGUAGCUCCUAUAAAACCAGCUACUAUGCCCCGACUCGAACUAUGUGCAGCCUUGAUGGGCGCUCGAUUGCAUUCUAAGACAUGACAAAAGAAGCUUUUUUAGCAGCUCUCAACCGAUUUAUUGCUCGGAGGGGGAAACCACGCCACAUCUUCUCGGACAAUGGUAGUACUUUCGUCGGGGCCUUCAAUGAGCUAGCACAGCUUCUAGCACAGGAUCUCGACCUAAAUAAAAUCGAUCCAGGAAAAAUCCAAAUGGCAUCGCUCUACCAGAGGAGAACUAAAGGAAGGGGCUCUCGUUGUAAUCAAGGACAAGACCUCUCCGCCUCUUAUGUGGCUGAUGGGACGAGUCAUCCGUGUGCUACCAGGGAGUGACGGCGUCGCAAGAGUUGCAGACAUACGCACACGCAAGGGUGUGCUCAGACGGGCAUUCAACACUAUUUGCCCCCUGCCUCUACAGUGACUCUACCUUGAAGACCACGGCUCUUCAACAGGGGGAGCAUGUUGGAGCCGCCUUAACUGCGGCUGAUGAACCGGUUGUGUAGCCGGACGCCAGAGGGGAGCCGCCGGAGAGGGGAGGCAACGGUCGUCGACCCACUCGGCAGUGCCACGUACCGCAGUCGCGUCAAACCCUAUCAGCACGACACCCGCGCACGCGCAUCUACCUAUUUACAAUAUUUCCGCAUACGAUAACCAGUUACUUUGUGCUGUCAAUAAACAUUUAACUACA